This is a messenger RNA of Folsomia candida, 10589 nucleotides long. Its product is annotated as serine-rich adhesin for platelets. The transcript has 11 exons. The coding region runs from base 2168 to 7846 and encodes 1892 amino acids. Gene Ontology annotation, molecular function: protein binding. Lineage: Eukaryota; Metazoa; Arthropoda; Collembola; Entomobryomorpha; Isotomidae. The record is from RefSeq and is a predicted model, not a curated record.
GCUCAUCACAGUUGUACCUGAGAGUUUGGCCAGGUAGGAAUAAGAAUCACUCUUUCAUACCCAAGAGUACCCACAAACCAGCUAAAGGAGCGUCUGAAAACGCCAAAGUUUGCACCUCCGUGUUGUUUCCACCUUUUUACUUUCAUCCAUUGUGCAUGUGCUUGUAUUUCUUUCCGACAGCAACAUUGUUGUGCCGUGCCGAAGCAAAAGCUUUAAAAGUUAAAAAUUUGUACAUAACACCGAACCCUCAAAUACUUUUUGUAUGACUCGUGCCUGUGAACUCCAAAAGAGUUGCAUAAAUAAAUAAUCUCGUGGAGGUUUGUUUAUCAACAAGUGGAUGUGUGAGAAUUGAUUUCACGCAAAUAAUCGAAUCUAGAGAUCAGAGUUGAAAUCAAUUACACGCGGAAGUGAGUGGAACCAAUAAAUUUGCGUUUGAGUAAAAUUAUGUUUGCAACAAUUUGCCAUUAAACGGAACUUAAACCUGAACUUUGAGUCUUGAUUAUUGUUUCACUCUUCUGAGCGAAGUGGUUUUGGAACUCUGUCAAGAUUUUUUGAGACUUUUGAGAACCAGCAGUAGCACCGUCUGUCUGUGGUGAAGAAGUCCCAUUACGUACGUAUUAUUGCGUUCUCUGAUAGUGGUGCUGGUUCGGUUAAAUUCCCAAGGCUGCAUGCCGAAAAAAAAUCCAGUUUCACCUCAAGGAAUUAAUCAGAAGGACAUACAAAUCCGUAGUGUUUUGAUCCCUCAACAUUACGAAUUGCAACCGCCUACCACGGACUGUACAGCAACAAAUGACGGCAACAAAUCCUCAAAGUUGGUGUUGAAAUCUGAGGCCUGAAAUCCGCCCGGGAUAUUGUGUCGUCGUAUAAAAUUGUUCACUGUGCCAUAUAUUGAUCAAAAUUGGCAAGGAAGCAAUCAUCUCGUUAGUUGGGUGCAGGACAGGAGAAGCGCUCGUGAAUGGAAUUUUGAACACAUUUGCAAGACAUGCCAUUCCCAAGUAGAACAGAUUGAAUUGGAUUUUUUUGUCCCUCUCCGUCUCCUACCUCGAGGAAGGAAUUGACGGUAAAUGAAGGACUGGCUGAAGUAAAAAUCAUCACAAGUAGCUCAUUGACCAUUGGCUUGUCCAAAUGAACUAUACGUCGAAAAUACGAGACAUUUAAGAUCCUCCAUCCUUGUGUGUUCUCCUCGAUUCUCGAAAUCCCAACUCAUCAUCCGCAUCCCAGACAAAACAGCCAGCCAGCCAAGCCCUCAAGUCACAAAACCGAAAUAGAAUCUCAAUUUAUCCUGCAGUUCGCCUCCACGUAUGUACACAUCGUAGAAGGGUCCAAUUUACUGGGCCUCUAAAGACAAUGGAAACCAAUCAGCUUGGUUCAUGUCAUUAGAAUAUUGUUGCCCUCCGAAGACCGACAUUCGAUAUUCAUAUCACUCACUCACUCACUCAGCCACUCAUAAUAAUCACAAGUGGUCGAGUGUGUCGAGUAAGAGAUGAACUAAUCCUUAGAGAGGAAACAGAAGAUGAGGAAUUGCAAUUGCACACCUUGAAUCCAAAAGCCAAAGUGGGACACACCUUGAAUUCUUGAGCCGAGCAGAAGUGAUUUAUCAUUUAUUUUGUUCCAAGUCUCAAACAUUAGGAAUCUCAUUGUGCUGCUGCUGCUGCUUACUUGACUAAAAAGAGUGGACGACACAUUGGUCAUUUAAAGUUUAAUGGAGCUUGGCCGUCAUAGGGAAAGAGCUACAGUGUAAAAGGGAAGGAGAGAAAAAAAUCAACGUGAAUGCAAAUGUGAGUGAAUAUAAAAUCAAACCUGAAUAAGCGGAUCCGAAUGUAAAGACGCAAAAUAAAACUUGUUUUCAUGAACGGUGCCCUUUUCUGAAGAACAAAGAUGAUGCAGAAAAAUACCAGAGCGGAGUAAACAAUACGCAAAACAUUCGUAUUAUAGCUCGUCGAUUUACUAACUGCUUCAAAGGGAUAAACGCCUGUCCUCUGAAUAAAGCAAUUGAUGCGCCAUUAUUAUGGACCCAGCUCUUCUGCCUGCCUAACUCGUAGCUAAUGAAUGGGAAACAAUAUAAUCUCGUGAAAGUAAAUUUCAACUUUUGCAUGCCAACUGCAGCAAGGAUAAUUGGUUGCACGUCGUCCUCGUCUUUCACUGAGAAUUAAACUCGGCAUUCAACAUGGAAAGCUGCUUUAAUGCCGGCGACAUCACCGGAGCCGUGAUUGGCACUUUUGUGGCCACUUUAAUCCUUAUGGGAAUUAUUUGGCUCGUGUACACAAAGAUGAAGAAAAGGAAGGCAAAAAAGUCUGGAAUGAUGGAUUUGGUGAUAGUGGAAGAAGGUCGGGGAGAUAAAGAUGCAGAUAAACCCUCAAUUUAUGACAAUCCCGGAUUUGUCGAUGACUCAAUGGACCCGAAAAAAUCUGGUCAACAAUCCGGAAACGAUGUGAAAAUGAACGGUUCCAAAAAGCCGAUGUCCAGCGAAGAUGGAGGCAAAAAGGUUCCAUGGGGGCCAUUCAGAUUUCUCUUCAAAUCUCGGAGUGCGUUGGACGAUUCGGUGAUGGAGGAGCCCCAGAAAUAUUCUGUUGCCCUCAGAGGUCACGACUUCACGGGCUUGGGAUUCAAUAUCUGUGGAAAUAUGAAGGAAGGUAUUUAUGUGAAGGAUGUCAUGCAACGUGGUCCUGCUGCAGAGUCCAAGCACAUUCUUCCAGGUGACCAGAUCACCAGCAUGACUGUCUCCUUCCAACAAAUGGUACUGGAAGACGCAGUAACUUUGCUGAGCUACGCCUCGCCUUAUGAAGUGUCGCUUGAGAUGAUGCGCCAUCCAGAAAAGUCCUUGCACCACAAAGGGCUUUUCGUGUCCCCAGUUACGCAUCCGUCGAGUUCCGGUCAGUCGGGUACUCUCGAGAGGGUGUGUCAUCCAUUCUUUAAGAGUCAAUCAAUCGACGACUUGAGAAAGGUGGGAAAAGAACAUUUGGAUCAGCAAGUGAGUCGUAGUAAAAAACAGACGAACGGAAUGAAGCUUUCAUCCUCAUCAUCAACAACAAUGGAAGUUCCAACCGUGGUGGUUGGUUCUAAUGAGGCUCGAUCACAAAAGUCGUCUUCACAGUCCCCGAAUGCCAAUUUAGGUUUGGGAGCAGGUAAACUAGGCCUGAAGGCUCAUCAUCCAAAGCAAAUCUCUGUUGAUGAAGUGGACUCAGCCAGAGGUCCCAUUUUCCCAGAAAUUAAAGUGUCUGCAAAGAUGUCCAAACCAGAAAUCAUUCCACGAGCCAAGUCAAAAGUUACUAAUGUGAAGAAAGAUGCUCCUCCAGACGCUGCUGUUGCUCCUCCCGCUGCUUCAGUGGUGGUCGUGGAGGCAAUUUCUCCCGUUGUUAAAAUGUCUGCAGACUUUGAAAAGAUGGUCGAGGAACACUCCAUCUCGCAACAAACGAACUCGGCUGAUUUUGGCAUUAAAGGCCCCAAGUCAGCCGCUGUAAUUGAGGUUGAACCCAUGGAAGUAGUACUCCCGGAAUUGCAAGCUCCAAAUAUGCAGGACAAAAUUCCUUCCAUGAUGAUGUUGAGUGGAGAAAGUUCCGAUCUAAGGAAGCAGGAAGUGAAAGGUCCUCACGUGGAAAUUGAAAUGAUGGCUCCGGAACUGGCUAUGGGGAUGCAAGAGGAGUCCAGUGUGAAAAAGCCACAACGGGGACAGAAGGGCAAAGACAAAGCUGACAAAAACAAAGAGAAGGAGGCAAAGAAGGAGAAAGCAAGUAAGGAGAUGAAGGGCGAUGGCGAACAACAAUCGCCAGAAAAAUCCAAGUUUAGUAAAUUCGGAUUUAACCUCCCAGAUAUCAGCCUAAAUUUUGGUAAAAGCAACAAAUCAGGAGAGGAGAAAGAGAAAGAAAACAAGGAUGUUGGGGUUUAUGAAGAGGUUGAUGAGGUGGUGGUGGUGGAAAUGACGAAGGAGGAAAGUAAGCAGCAGAAGCCGGACAAAGAGAAAAAGGACAAAUCCUCCAAGAGCAAAGAUAAAGAGAAAAAGGAAAUGAGUUCAUCAUCAUCCAAAGGUAAGAAAGAGGAUGCAAAUGAAAAUGAGCCAGUAACUACGACAUUCACAUCCGAGUCAUCCUCGUCAUAUCAUCACGAGGAAAUGGUUGGUGAAAAGAAGCCUUUGGAGAAAUCCUCUUCUUCCGGAUUUGGGUUUCACCUCAAAUUUCCAUCAUUUGAUAAACCAAUUUUGAAAAGAAAAGACAGCAGUGGAAGCAAUUCCGGGGAGAAAGAGGGAGAGAUGAUGGUGGAUAAAGAUCCAGGUGCUAAGCCAGAAAGCCCAUCAAAACCAGCCAAGGCCACAAAAAUCAAGAAAGAAAGUAAAACAAAAGAGGAUAAAAGUCGCCCAACAUCACCAGCUUCCAGAGAAUCCGAUGAUUCCACCGAAAAUAAUGAGACGAUGACUAUGAAACCUUCCGCGGACCCAUCAGAUUCGGCUGAGACUGAAAAGUCAUCAUCGCCUAAAAAAGGAGGCGGUGGUUUUCACAUGCCUCACUUGGGAAUAAAACUUCCUAAAUUUGGACACAGCAAACAAACUUAUUCUUUUGAGAAUGCAGGUGAUGGGUCAGCAAAAGAAAGUAAACAGAGUGAAAUUCCUAAAAAUAUCGAAGAGUCAUCCUCCUCCUCCGUAAAAGUUGAGCUUACUGCUGAUGCACCGGAUUUCUCAAAGUCUGCCAAAUCCGUUGACGAUGCUGCCAUGAAAAUUCAGAGUUCUGAGAUGUCAAUCUCCAAGUCCAAGAAACCACCACCUUCUGCUUCAUCGUCCGAGGUGGAAGCAGCUAGUUUGCCAUCCAUGGAAGCGAGACCCUCCUCACCUAUUGGGGUGAGCUACGGGCUCUAUCCACCCUCCGUGGAGAGUGAGAUAAAGGACAAGGAAGCAAUGUCUCUGGGAAGAUCACGCUCUCCAACGCCGCUUGGUGAUAGGGGGACUAGGGACAAGACGAUGAAAUCCGAGGAAGAUUUGACAGAAAAGGAUGGGAAAGGUGAGAAAAGUGGAGAAAGCAAACCUGGUAUUGUAUCAAAAGUAUUGCGUGACUUGAAAGAGAAAGUUUCGGGAAAGCGGUCUCACGAUGGUCAGCACCAGCAGCAGCAACAUAGCGGUGCUCACAACAAUGGCAGUUCCAGUGAGGACGAGGCUGAUGCUGAAGAGCAGGGAAAAGAGGUGAAAGCAGCCAAAGAGAAGGUGAAAUUGGACAAGAAGGCUGCAAAGGAGGCGAAGGAGAAGGCAGCAGCCGAGGCAAAAAAGGAGAAAGAAAGGUUGAAGGCAGAGAAGAAAGUUAAGAAAGCAGAGCUUAAGGCAAAGAAACAGGCUGCAACUAGCGGUCAAUCCAGCGACUCCUCGUCAUCAUCCUCUGAUGAAAGUGAUGCUCAAGACAAGGAUAAAAAAGUUAAAAAGGAUAAAAAGAAAUCAAAGUCAGCAAAGUUGAAGGACAAGGAAAAGAAAUCUGGGAAAACUAAAGCAACGGCCAGCAGCCCACCUCCUGUUGAGACGAUUGAGAUUGAGACGGAAACAUUUGAGGAAGUGGCGUCAAUGUCACAGCAGCAACAAAAUAGUGACACACAAAUGGAGCAAAUGGUCAAAAGUGGUGGGGAUGACAAGCCACCUGUUGCCCCCAGAAAGUCCAAAGAAUCUGCCAAGGCGAAAGAAAAGGCUUUGACUACUGAGGAAUCCACAAAGUCCACAAAGGAUAAAAAGCCCAAAAAGGAAAAAUCAGAAAAGAAACCAAAAUCUAAGGAUAAAAAGGGGAAAAAAGAUGACAGCAGUUCCACAAGUUCUAGCAGCUCUUCCUCGGACAGUGAGGACGAGUCUUCUGGAAAACCAAAAAAACCAAAACGAUCAGCAAAGCGGAAAGCUCCUGUGCCCCCAACUUCCACGACCACCACGACCACCGUCACUGAGACAGUUCAUGAGACUAUGACUUACGCUGCCGACGCCGCAACGUCCGCCGAUGUUCAGCUUAACGAAUCCUAUUCCAAAACACCAGAAAGCGGAAGAAGGUCUGCGUCGUUCGGUGACUUGUCGAGUUUACAACCAAAGCUGAAGAUGGAUAACAUGGACAGGACAAUGUCUUUAGACAUGGCGGCUGAAAAUGAACAAAUGAGUACAACAAGCAGUACUAUGCCAGUUGCUGGUCCCGUGGAUGAUUUGAGCGCAGAUCCGGAUUCCAAAGUCAUAAUUCCUCAUUUUACCAGAUCAUCACAACAACCAAACCUCACGACUCGUUUGGAGGAAACUUCUUCCAGUUCCAGCUCUGAAACUCUCAGAGCAGCAGCAACAGCAGCCACUUCCGUGGUACACGUUCACCCAAAGGAGUCCUCCGUUACUGUAGUCACCCACACCACCAACGACAUUCCCCCAGUUAGUGACGACCUGCCAUCCGGUCUCACGUACGGUCUUACCCCCACCACCACGACCAUUCAGCAAAUCAACGUUGGCUCCUCAGACCCCAGUUCAACAAUUCAACAGCCACAACAUGGUGCAUCCGAAAUUCAGAGAAUGAUGGACGAUACAAUUUCCAUGAUGAACAGCAUUGCACACAAAAUGGAUAGUCCAUCCCUGGUACAUUCAGUGCUAGAGAAAGAACACCAAAGUGGUGGAGUAACUUUCUCCACAGUUCAAUCUCAACCUGCCCCCGCUACCUCCAGCACCAUGACCAUUUCUUCAUCCUCCUCGGAUGCGAUGACGAAGGACGAGGCUGAGAUGUUGGCUCAACAAACUGUGGAUGACAUAAUCGCUCAUGUGAACAAAAAUGGGGGAACCCAAGUGCAUGCAAAUGGUGGUGGGACAGGCGGACAUGAGUCCAUGGCGUCCAUUGGUGGAUUAGGGGCCCGGUCAAUGGAAUCGUCGAGCAAUACUGUGAGAAACGUUACAGUGACCAGCAUCCAUCAAAGCAUGACGGCGAAGGAUGACCAACAUCACCACAUGGUGGAAGGUGAUGAUUCUGCUUCUUCUGCCACUAACAAAGCUUCUGUACUAAGGGGUGACAGUAAAUCAAGGCUUAUGCAAACGGUACAAGACGCCAAUACGAUCAAACUAAACCCCAUUUCCCCCUUAAGGAAAGACUCCUCCAUGUCCUCCUCUUCUUCUUCUGUGGACUCAUCUCCAGAAGUGAGGACAGAGUCAUCCCCACCAACUUUUCUCCACGAUGACCACGACGUAAAUAAAAUUACUGACAGUCGUGGGACUCUAACCACCAGUACGGCAGUUGGACACUCAAAGGGACAGACUAUUGAAAUAAGUUCCAAAGAAUUGGAUGGCAUUAUGAUGUCCCAUGCCGAGUUUUUACAGAAACAAGCUUCAAGCAUGGGGGGAAUUAGCGGUAAUGUUGGUGGUGGCGUCACAUUAAAUACAACCACAAUCACUACGGCCAAUGUCAACGUUAACAUGUCCCCAGACUCGCUUGAACCCGCUAGCUUUGAUAACUGGGUGUAUGUGGAGCAGAAGAAUACGCCAAACGAGUUGACAUUAUGUGCUCAUUCUCAUUCAGAUCCAGAACCGUCGACCUCAUCGUCCAAUGACGACGAUGACAUGCCUUAUAACCGAAAUGGUGCUCUUAGUCCUUCCACAUAUAAGAUGGAAACCGAAUACAAGUAUGCGACUUCCGAGAUGAUGGUCACCAGCUCUCCAAUUCCUUCCGGAGAGCAUUCCCCCACGACGACAACGGUGUAUUCGACCACGAUGACGCUGCCCCAGAAGACGGUGACCCAAAUUACCCUUGGGGAACCCACUGUGGACUCGCAUGGGAGAAUCGUGUCUAAAAUCACCUUGGAGUCGUCACCCACCUCCGCAGACACCACUAACGAAGAAUCUGACUUACCCACUCUCAAACCUACCAAAUAAAUUGGAGUAGUUUGGUCAGAUUUCGUACUUAUCUGCAUACGUUUAAUUCUUUCGGUAGAAAAAUAAUAUUGCGGAAAGAUGUAAAACGGGUUUCCCCCAAUAAUAAUAAGAAAAUAGCACGACAAAGUUAUUUAGUAUGAUGAUCAGGUUUCAGUAGCCGAGGUACUUGAUAAUAUUAUGGCAAUUGAGUAUACAUACAUGUAUAUGAGUAUAUCAGUUUUUUAGGUAUUGAUUAUGUAGUUUAAGUAAUUUACCUCCCACAGUCCACAUCCCACAUUCAUAACUAAUAUUUGCAAUUUUCUUCUCAUGUCUGAGUGGAUAGCCGAGGAUAAAUAAUUCAAAUAACAAACUUAUCACAGCGUUUAAUCGCAAACACAAAUGAUUUUUUUAAAUGUUGCCUUUUGCAAAUGUUACCAUUCAACAUGAAACCAGGUAUAUUGGUAAAGAGGAAUUGAUUUUACAAAUUACAAUAAGCUAGUUUCACCCACCGAAUUUCAAAUCCAGCGAUGCAAAAAAAUGUAUUUUAUGCAUAUAUGUUUUCUUUAAGUAUUGUCUAGUGUACAUAUAUUAAAAAUUUUGAUUUAAAACUUGUCUACACUUAAUUGCACAUUCAUAUGUAACCUCUUCCUGUCCCCAAUUUUUCAAAUAUACAAAGAACAACAAUUUGAAAUGGAUCGGAAUUAACAAGAGUUUACAUACUAUUAAAUAAGUGUGCAUAUGUAUGUAAUGUAGCAUACAUAUAUCGUAAAAAAUUACGAGAUUAAUUAAUUUUUACAAAAAAACCGUCUCUUUCGAGGCGUAAUUUGCAAUUGACAUUCAAAACAUGUAAAUAUCUAACAUUGGGUUUUCAUGCAAAAUCAGGUUUGUAAAUAUACAUCAUACAAAAUGUACAUAUGUACAUAUAGAUAGAUUUAUGUAAAUAUCCUGAACACGUUAACAUUUGUUAGCCAUAAGCUAGAGCAGAGCCAAAGUGCAGAGUGUAUGAAAGCAAUAAAUAAUCUUUGUAAAGUUGUAAAAAAUAGAUGUAUUAAGGUAAUUGAGGUUUGUAAUUUUUGAUAAUCGAGCUUUAAAACCGAAUGAGACAAAGUGGCAUAAUAAAAAUAAUGCGUGAUGUGAUGACGGCCAGUGGUCGACGAGUUCGAGUUCUGUUGAGGGGUGUACAAGUUUUAGUCGUUGUUAUUCUUCAAAUUUCCAUUAUUAUAAAACUAUUUACUUUAAUUUCUGUAAAAAUGUGUAACUCUUAGUGGUAAUGUAUAACUCUUAUUUUGAUUUAUAUCCUCCACAUAUAUAAUUUAAUCCCUAUGAAAUGCUGCAAAAUCAAAUAAUCCGUCCUGGGCACAAUGGAAACUUGAAAAGUUCAAAAUUAUUGUCAAGCCUCAAACAAAUACCGAGCAAAUUCCAAACCGGUUAUCAUUCCAUGGUCCCAGCACGCUCACAUAUUUGACGUCAUACUCCCAAUCACAAUUGGUCACAACUCAAAGUAUUCAAAAUCACUAUUAUGAAUAUGUAUGGUUAAAAUCCGUGAUAAGCUAGUUGCUCAAAAUUAGUCUGCUUUUCACUUAAAAUUCUUAUUCUAUUCGACAGUUUUUAAAUAUUUACUUUAAUUAGCUUUGAAUGCUAAGAAUGCCUUUGUCAAAUCCGUCCGUAUAAUUAUAAUUUAAUGUAUAUGCAAAUAGUUUAAUUAGCAUACAACUUCUUGAAUACUUCGGUUUCGAGAGUUUUGUUAUAAAAUGCCAUGAUAGCUUUCAUUUGUACAUAUAACAACGUUUUUGUCUUAUUAACGUAGUUGAUUACUUAAUUUAGUUGGUUAAAAUCGUGCUGGGCAUAAUGCAAUAUUUUUGUUUCAUACAUAUGUUUGUUGAGAAACGCCAUUUAUCGAUUGUCUUCCUUCAUGUUGAUUCAAGAUGUGAAAAAGUUUAGAAUAAAAUAACCUGCAUAGUUGCACAUAUUUGUACAUUUUUCGAAAAGUACGUAUAUAGAUUUCUAUACUUUCCAAAUAUAAAUUUGUACUGACGUCCUGAGCUGUAUGUGCCAUGAUUAGAAGAGCUGUUGUUUAGUUUUGUUAUGUAAAAUGGAUUGCCAAUUUUUUGCACACUCUUCCUAAUCUCAUCCAUUAUUCGGAUUCAGAUUCUCCCUUUAAUAUUUUUAAUAUCAUUUUAUCAUAAAUAUAUGUAGGUGUUAAUGUGUAGUAGUAAGGCCUUGUGUCAUUUGUGUUUAGCUUUAUUAUUAACCACUUAAAUGUGUCUGUACAUAUGUCAUAUCAUUAUAAAUGCUAGAAAGAAGCAUAAAAUCGACCGAGGAGUUGCCGUUGACGUUGUCCGGUAAAAUGCGUUGCAGCCAAUCAAAAAUGUAGCAUUUGUGAAGAGUACCUGAUUUUCAGGGAAGUUUUGCAUUUGUUUACUGUACAUAGAUUUAUUAUAAUUAUUACUUAAAUAUAAUAUUAAUUUUUAUGUAGAAAGUAUUUUUACUUGUUUAACCCCUGUUUUACGUAUUCCAUUCUAUUUUAAAUUACACUAAACAAGUUCAGAUAUAUUAUUGGCUCUUAAUCAAGUGUGCAAAUGUAUAAUGCACAUGUCACAAAAUACACACGGAAUACAAAAUAUAAAUGUAAACUCUAUUCCAAUAUAUAUAUACAUGUUUUACACUAUAAGUUUGAACGUGGGACUCGUCUAAUUUUUAUUACGAAAAUGUGUAAAUGUUAGUGAAAUGACUCUAAUAAAUCGGUCAAGCAUUGUAAUUAUUA